Toxorhynchites rutilus septentrionalis is the source of this 1180-nucleotide messenger RNA. RefSeq lists its product as uncharacterized. The transcript has 4 exons. The record is from RefSeq and is a predicted model, not a curated record. Bases 37 to 1014 code for a protein of 325 amino acids. NCBI's taxonomy places the organism in Eukaryota, Metazoa, Arthropoda, Insecta, Diptera, Culicidae.
CUUUUAACGUCCAUUACGAAAAAGCCGUUUCAAAAAAUGCCAAUAGUGAAUGAUUUACCGGAAAAUGAAUCCUCAGCUGGUUUCGAUCUGCACAAAGCAUUAUUCGGCGAUGAAGCCCAAUCUUUGGAAGUCGUAGCCUCCGGAAUCACCUCCAAAACGACCCAGGAUACAGCUGAAGAUCAAACACGAAUGUCGAGUGCCAUAUUUUCGUCGAGUGAUCUUUAUCCAAAGCCACGAAGAGUUUCGAGCAUUCGGCACGACUCGUUCAUUCUCGAUAGUCUUCGCAAAAUAAGUGUUAGUCGGAUUUCUACUGGUUCAAAGCUUGAAGCAAUCAUUCAAUAUCCAUUGGAAUUUAUUCAAUCACUACAAUCCAAACACGACCAGCAAGCCAACGCAUUCAACCAACACAUGGAAAACGUUCAUUCGAAACUUUUGGAGUUUGGAUUGGGAACCAUAUCCAAACUUUCGCCCAAAAAAAUUCCCACCGUGGUAGAUUCUCUUCUGGAUCAGAUGGACUCCACCCGAACCGCACUGUCGGCGGAACGCCGUAAAUUGAUAUCCAUAUACCGACAGCUAGAAUACUACUGCAAACGCGACUUCGAACUCGACGGCCAGAUGAGUAACGUUCGCCUGGAAGAACUCCACGAUAUGCAGAUGGAGGUUAUUCUGACGGGGGAGAAAAUAGACGAAAUCAGCAAGCUGAUAGUGAAUGCUCGGACCCAGUUCGAACGUGACAUAUCGAAGGCGUCCCACGUUGGUCAGAAGUGGUACAAGAUGCAGAUGAAAACGGUCUCCAAGUGGGACGAUUUGAAAAUGCUUAAGUCUUCCAUCUACGAGAAUCGUGUGUAUCUGUGCCGGCUGCUGACACGGAAGAAGCAACUGAGGAAGAAACGGGACGAGUGGCAGAAGAUGUGCCGUAUCAUUAAUAACAAACCACUGUUGAGGAAAUAUGACCAAAUGGUCAAGGAGAUUGCAACCAUCCGUCAUUACACAGAAAAAAUCAAGCAAAUCUGAUGCCGACUGGCCGUGAAAACAACCCAGAAAAGCCUAUCUUGAUGACACAUGAACGAAGCAAGGAUCAAUCAAGCUCAAGAUUCUUCUCUAUUAACUCUCAAAAAGCGCUCUAUCUUAAUUAAAAGAUCUUCAUGUCGAAUAAAGGCCCCCAUUGCUGACUAGAACU